AUGAGCUCUAUUACAACUGAGAGUGAACCGAAGUUACAGGGAAAGAUCACGGAAGAGAACCUUCUUCUAGGGUCAAAAUCUCAGCCAAUUCUUUUAACCAGAGUCGAGGUCAAUGGAGGUGGCCCAUUUAGCUAUGAAUUUUUCGAUAAAUUAUUGAGUCCAUUAUUGGGCAAAGGUGAUUAUACUUUGGCGCAAAUAACGGACAAAAUCCAUCAAUCUUACCAACAUUUAGCCGACACAGGUGUAUUCAAAAAAAUCGGUGCUAGAAUCGAGCCCGAUUUUUACUCCAACGUUCCUGCAGUUAAAUCGUACAAUAGCGAAAAGUCUAUUCCUGCUAAAGUUGUCUUUGAUGUUGCAAAUGUGAGUUUAAACAACAAUGAAGGUUUCUUGAAUUUCAACAAUGAAGAAUUUUUAAACUUACAGUUGAAUCAUAUUGAUAGGAACUUUAGUGAGAAUGCGGAAACAGUAUCCGUUGGUGUAGACUAUAAUCCUUAUAAGCCAUAUGACCACUUAUUAACCAAUUUUAAAUUUUCAUCGAGCUUAAAAGAUCCAAGUUUUAGGUUUUUAAUUGAUGGAGGCUACAACACAAGGAAUAACUAUGCAUGGCAGGAUUUUAAGGAGAACCAGUUGGGUGGUAAGAUUGGGUUAUUAUACAAGAAGCAAAAAAAUUUUGAUAUAUUUACUGGGUUCUCACUUUACAAAAGGAGAUUAUUUGAUAUCGAGGAAGGUGCCAAUGCUGAUCUCAAAUAUUUCAAUGGCGAGUUUUUGAAAUCUAGUGUAUUAAACAAAGCCCAUUUUCAACACCUUACAUAUUUGAGCGACAAGCACAAGAGUUUCCCAACUAAUGGUAUUAACGUGCAAAUCGAGUCAGAGUUGAGUUCAGUUCAAAAACAAGUUGACGCUUCUAAUCGUGGGGAAUUUGUUAAGCUGCAAAUAAAAUUUGAUCUUUACAAGUCGGUUUUCAACAAUUACUUCACUACAAAACUUAGUGGUGAGAUUGGAGGUAUCUACUCAUUCAAUUCUAAAUUCCCCGUACAUCCAUUGGAUAAAUUCUACUUGGGUGGUUACUCGUCUUUUUUGGGUUUCAGUAAAAACGGCGUUGAACCAAGCGGAGGAUUACAACUGUACAAAGUGCAAGCUACUUUAUUUUCCAAAAUUCCUCAUUUGCUUUAUGCACCAACUUUGAACAGAUACAAUGUCGCACUUUCGGAAGACGAACAUCCCUUGAGACUUUAUGGUACAGUAAUUGCAGGUAAUUGCGUGCCAACAUCUUCAAAAACGAUUUUCAAUGAUGAUAAUGGUGCUUUGUCAUAUGGGUUUGGGUUAAGGUACUUUAACCACUGGGCAAAUUUUGAUCUCGGAUAUUUUGUGAGCAAAAGGUUUGGGUCGCUGGAGUCCAGAAGCGAUGUUGGUGUAAAGGACGGUAUACAAUUUUCUAUUUCAAUUGGAGCUCCAAGCAGCAACUUGUGA
Lodderomyces elongisporus is the source of this 1470-nucleotide messenger RNA. It is a transcript of the gene SAM51, whose product is annotated as Sam51p. The transcript has a single exon. Gene Ontology annotation, cellular component: outer membrane. The coding region runs from base 1 to 1470 and encodes 489 amino acids. The record is from RefSeq and is a predicted model, not a curated record. Lineage: Eukaryota; Fungi; Ascomycota; Pichiomycetes; Serinales; Debaryomycetaceae.